Nylanderia fulva is the source of this 554-nucleotide messenger RNA. The record is from RefSeq and is a predicted model, not a curated record. Lineage: Eukaryota; Metazoa; Arthropoda; Insecta; Hymenoptera; Formicidae.
GAAACAGAAAGUACGCAGAUUAUGGAUACACUUCAAAAAUAUAUAUUUGGCACUUUAAACUUUCGAGUAUGUAACUUCGUACCCAAAGAUAUCAAAUGUUUGUGUAUAGAUUAUGUUUUACAAAGUAAAGUUGGUGAAGAUAUCAUUGUAUAUACAAUAUUUCAUAGCGUGGCUAGAAGACUUGGUCUACGUUGCGAUCUAAUAGAUGUUGACACUCAAAUCUGUAUAUUUUGGAAAUCAAAAUUCGUCACGAAUAAUUUAGAAAAUGCAAGAUGUUUUUACAUAGAAGACGAAAAUUUCCCGAAUUGUCUUCAUGAUUAUCUACAAGAUUACGAGUCUUGUGGAACACAUUAUAACAACAUCAAAAUAGGAACUGAAGAGAUGGAUUUUUACAUAAUAAAAACUUGUGUUGGAAUGUUUAUAAAGGACCAUAAAAUAAAUGAUUUGAUGUUAAUCGAAGUGAAUUUUAAUGUGUGAAAAACAUACGCGCACUAACAUAAUCGCAUAUUAGUAUAUAACAUAUACCAUUGUAAAAAUAAAGAGCAUUGUGAGAU